ACUUGCGCCUUCCUGGGCCUCGGUCGGUUCCAGCGCUGACAUGAGACCGGCGGAAAGCCAGUGCUCCUCAAACGCUGUUCCAGCUCAAGAUGGAGUACGCAAACUACGUAGCUAAGCUAAACGAAUACACACAAAAGGAGCGGCUGGGACUGAGGUAUGAGGACGUCGCAGCUGUCGGACCGGAUCACAUUAAAACGUUUACCAUACAAGCCGUUGUGAAUGGAAAGGCCUACCCUGAAGGCGUGGGGAAGAACAAGAAAGAAGCCAAACAGAAUGCUGCUAAAAACGCUUUGGAGCUCUUGUUGGACGAAUCUUCAGUUUCUAGAGGGAGCGAUGCCGAAACUUCUCCCGCUCGGGUCCAGCAGAAAGCGAAUUACACGAGUAGGUCCAACGAAUAUGGACAACCCAAUAAGGUCACCAUGCGAGCUGCGGAGACACCCACAGGCGGACCCGGUCAUUCACCCCAAUCUCGGUUUGUGGUCGGAGAUAAGGAGCUUCCAGCUGGCUUUGGGACGCAUCAUGAGACAACAGGCAAUGAAGCCUUAGAUGCUAGAGAUGACCGAGACAGCGGCACAUCAAGUCUGCAUAGUGAAGUUUUCUCAGAUGUCAGUGAUAGUGUAAGACGGUUGAGCCUAAGGUCUGAAACCGGCAGCUUUGCAGAAACAAACUUCAUAGGACUGGUCAACUGUUACUGUCAGAAAAAAAGGCUGUGCUGUGUCUAUAAAUUAGAGAAAAGAUGUGGCCCCCCUCACUCCCCAAUAUUCUUCUAUAGGUUAUUGAUUAACAAAAAGGAGUACCCCGUCGGUGAGGGCAAGAGCGUCAAGGAGGCCAGACAGAACGCAGCUCGACUAGCCUGGUCUGCGAUGGAAGAGCAGUCCGACUGGGACAGCAAGGUAGCGGGGUCCGAUGACUGUGCACAAGCCAAGCAGUUCCCGCCAAUAAUUACACAGUCCCUUCGUCAUCCAAAUCUAAGCCUUGUGACACCGAGCACUAGCGAAUCAAAUGUUUGCAGGGUUACACCAAACCCUCCCAAUGAUCAGGUGAAAAGUCCAAAUGUGAAGCCUAAAAUAAAAAUUGCAGCAAAUUUUCAAAAUGCCUGCAAGAGCAGCAAAGAGGAUAUGGUAAAUUUUGCAAUCAAGGAGAGAGAAAAUCCUCAGGGUGUAAAAACGUCAACCCAGUCCGUUUCAAGUCCCAGCAGGUUUACAACAGACUAUGACUCCAUCGAGCGACUCGAUAAAGGAACCUUUGGCCGUGUUUUCAAGGCGAGACAUAAACUCGAGGGCAAAUAUUAUGCCGUAAAGAUUGUACGCUUCAAAGAAAAGACUCUGGAGGAGGUGAAGGUGUUGUCGGACCUGAAUCACUGCAACAUUGUUCGAUACCACUCCUGUUGGCUGGAGGACACGGCCCACCAGUGGGACACGUCCACGGAAAGCAGCAGUGCUUCACAGUCUUCCACUGACCUUGCUGUCAAGUUCCUCUACAUUCAGAUGGAGUUAUGUGAGAUUAAAACACUAAGGGUUUGGAUAAGUGAGAAAAACAUCCAGAACCCCAAAAAAUCCCUCAAGGAUUUCAGGAGAAGAGAAGAAGGUCUAUCCAUUGCUCUGCAAAUGGCCAGUGGAGUCGAGCACAUUCACUCCAAGAAGCUCAUCCACAGAGACCUGAAGCCCGCUAACAUCAUGUUCAGCCGGAACGGCACAGUAAAGAUUGGAGACUUUGGUCUCGUCACGUCGGAGAUUGAAGAUGAUGAAGAGAACCAGAAAGAGAGGAGGGGGUACAAAGGAACGCCAUCUUACAUGGCUCCGGAGCAGAGGGACAAGAUGCUUUAUGACCGAAAAGUGGACAUAUUUGCUUUGGGGCUGAUCAUUUUUGAACUGUUUUGGAACAUACCCACUGUCCACGACAGGGAUCAGAGUCCAUCAGAUAUUUAUUUAAAAUCAUCUGGCAUUUCACAAAAUUCAGUGUCCUAUGCAGUCAACCAAGGUUGCCACGGCCUUUGGAAGAGAUACAGGCCUACAGCAUCACAGAGAAAUUGGCCUCUGUGCCGCAUUAUAAUUAGGUUUCCUAGACACUCUCAUCAACAUAAGAAAUAAAGAAGACAUUAUUUUACUUGUCAUUUAUUGUUCAAGCCUGUCCACAUCUGUGUGAACCUUUAGGAUCAUGUUUAAGAAAUAAGCUCCUACACCAGAAUAUCAAUCUACAUUCUUCAGCCUCCUGUUUUAGACUGUUUCAAACCUUACGGGGAAAGUAUUUGCAGAAAUGUUCUGCUCGUUAGAUUUUAACCGUACAUCUCCAAGAAGACACAAUUGCUGUUAAUUAAAGAGGCAGUAGAAGCAUAAUUUUAUGAAGAGUUUUGCUGUUAUUUAAAAAUGUGUUUUGGAGAUCCUCCUCGUUAAUUUUAACCCAACUAAACAAGUUUUUUUCUUUUUAUUGCUGCAUA
Molecule: messenger RNA, 2437 nt
Organism: Fundulus heteroclitus (mummichog)
Lineage: Eukaryota; Metazoa; Chordata; Actinopteri; Cyprinodontiformes; Fundulidae
Product: interferon-induced, double-stranded RNA-activated protein kinase
Exons: 18
Coding region: 90-2090 (666 amino acids)
Biological process (GO): protein phosphorylation
Molecular function (GO): double-stranded RNA binding; protein kinase activity; ATP binding
Source: RefSeq, a predicted model, not a curated record